Penicillium canariense is the source of this 417-nucleotide messenger RNA. RefSeq lists its product as uncharacterized. The record is from RefSeq and is a predicted model, not a curated record. The coding region runs from base 1 to 417 and encodes 138 amino acids. The transcript has a single exon. Lineage: Eukaryota; Fungi; Ascomycota; Eurotiomycetes; Eurotiales; Aspergillaceae.
AUGGCCCUCGCCGCUAAUGAGGCCGGUCUCCCUAUCACAUCCCGUGUCAACUCGAUCUGCAGAGCGGAGGCGGAGGUGUCGACAAACGAGGAUGGGGGCGGGCGAAAGCAGAAAGUAGCCGACCGUGAUUCAAUGGCUGUUAACUCCGGGCCGAUUCGACGGGUCGCUGGGCUGAGACCCGACCAAACUCGACGCGCGACCAGACCAGCCCAGACCAGACUAAUAGAUCUAUGCAAAGUGAUGACGUUGAGCGAAGCCCGACCGGAUGGCUCAACGGCUAUGAAUCCAGCCCUUGCUGCAGCCCUCGGGAGGAGACGCAGGCAAUACGAGGCUCCCCCGAGUUCUCUGAGCUCGUUCCCAAGUAUGGGCAGGGCGACCACGGAGGACUCGAACCAGGUUAGGUUCCAUGCCGCGUAA